This is a messenger RNA of Saccostrea echinata, 690 nucleotides long. RefSeq lists its product as uncharacterized. Bases 1 to 690 code for a protein of 229 amino acids. Gene Ontology annotation, molecular function: zinc ion binding. The transcript has 3 exons. The record is from RefSeq and is a predicted model, not a curated record. NCBI's taxonomy places the organism in Eukaryota, Metazoa, Mollusca, Bivalvia, Ostreida, Ostreidae.
AUGGACCCCCAUACAAGUGCCCAAGACGUGAUGCGAUGUGACCUGUGUGAGACCGCUGUGGUACAGAUGCACUGUGAUACAUGUCUUGUCAACCUGUGUACUGCUUGUGUAGGAAAACAUAUGAUUUCUGAUGAAUCCGAGGAUCACAAAGUCGUCAAAUUUCAGUCCAGAAAAUCUAUCCCCCUCUACCCUGGAUCCAUAACAAAACAUGGAGAGGACUGGCACAGAGAAGUUGACAAAAUUGUCAGGAAACUUAAAGAUGAAGUUGAUGAGAUGAAAAACACACAGUUACAAACUCUACAGAAACAUCUGGAUGAAAUAAACAAGAAAAUUUCUGACAUCAAGGAUGAAAUUGAUUCAGUUGAAAUGGCAAUAGACACUAAUGACUUGUCAAAACUGUUUAGUAUAACAUCCAAUGUAGAUAUAUACAGAAAUCUUCCACACAAAAUUAUGCUAUCUUUACCCAGAUUCAUGCCAGGAAAAAUCCAAGGAGAAGAAUUAAGUAAACUGUUUGGAACAUUAUCAUCAAGUUCUUCAACAUCAAAUGAAUAUGGCUACAGUAUGAAGACAACCCAGACAUCACUAGAAGCUGGAUCCUUUUCACCAGUCAAACAGCUGCUUGAUGAACCAGAGAUAGUCACCACCAUAAACACUGGGUAUGCAUACCUUUUUAAUGUCAAUCAGAAUUGA